GAGCAGGGCGUGUGCAUGUUCGCCUUCACGUGCGCCAAGGCGAACGGCACUCACCUGGGCACCUGCAUCGACCGCUUCUACUUCGGCAGCUGUUGCAAGAUCGAGGACCCGUCGACGGCCAUCGACGCUUUUCCGCAGGACAACGCCAUCGACACGGACAGCACUUCGCCGGCGAAGCCCUUCCUCGUCGCGAUCGCCACCACCGCAGCCGCCACCACCACCAGCAGCGCGAACAGCCAACCGCUCGACAGCAACGACAUACCCGGUAACGUGGACAGCGGGUUGAAACCGAGGCCGACAAAGAGACCGCUGGACGCGACCACGCAGUCCACGAGACUGUCGACCUUCCAAACGGUGCAGAGCAACGCGUCUCAACAGAGGUACACGACCUUGCCCACCGCUACCAACACCAAGAUCGUCGCCACGCCGAAGCCAGCCUCUACCACAGCCUUCUACUUGACCACGAGCAGCAACGCGUUGGCAAAAAAACCGACACCGCCGUCGACGACCUUCGGCCAGAGGAUAUCUACGAAGAAGCCGGCUUCUCCGUCGCCGACCAAGAAACCGGUUACCGCGACCGAAGCCACUUCUGCGCCGAGUCUCACGAUUAAUCCCGCCGCCGAUAGACCGAGCCUGUUCACCACCACGACGCAAAGGAUUUAUCCUGCUACGAGAUUCCCACCGAGGAACGCGACGACCGUGGCUUCGACCAAGUUCAGCAACAACGCGACAACUACUACUACUAAGAAUGUAGUGCCGGAGACGUCGACGAUCAAGCCCGUGACGACGAAAAAACCGGUAAAGACCACCAGCAAGAAACCAACGACGAUCACGGUCGCUAAGAAACCCAGCACGACGACGACGACGACGACGACGACGACGACGACGGUCGCUAAGAAACCCAGCACCACGACCACGACGACGAGUAAGAAGCCCGCGACGACUGCUGCUACGCCUGUUACGACGAAGGCCACUAUCACCACGAUCAGUCCACUGACGAACUCGAAAACGACGAUACCCACAACUGCUACGUCGACGAAAAAAGUUGUAACCAAGAAGCCUGCCGCGACGUCGAGCAGUACGCUCGCGGUGACGAAGAAGCCUGCGAGCAACGCGACUCACGCGACGAAGAAACCGGUGAGCAACGCGAUCUACGCGACCAAAAGGCCUGCGACGACCACUACCACCGUUACGACGAAGAGGCCUACGAAGACGACGAGUGCACCGCCGACGACGACCAGUACGCCGAGAACGACGACGACGACGACGACGACGACGGCAGAAUUGACAACUAAAAGGCCUACCACGGCGACCACGCUGAAAAGGACAACCACACCUUCACCGACGAGAUCAACCACGACGAGCGCGUCCACUACUAGUCGACCGACAACGCUGAAAGUCACGAGCAGCACGACGACGACGACGACGGCGAGCAAGCCCACGAAGCUGCCGAUAGCCACCAGUGCGAAACCAACGGUCGCGGCCACGAAACCCAUCGUGGCUACUACCAUCACGGCAAGGCCACCCGCGAAGAACACCACGAUCUCGAACGAGAUCGACGCCGAGUUCGACGAUCAAACGCCUACGGGAUUCGUCACCUGGUCGUCCUUCCCAGAUGAAAGUCCCACCAAGGCCCCGGCCAAAGAACCAGAGACCACGGAAACGGAGUGGCAGCCAAUAACAACGCCCGACGGCUGGAUCAUCGUCCAAUCUCCCGCGACCGAGCAAGAGGAAUCCGAAGUAGAAGAAGAAACAGCGAAGCCGAUUAGCACUAAGGCCACCACUCCGGCGACCACAACGACCAAGGAAAGCACGACGACUUCGAUACCGACGACGACGACGACGACGACGACGACGACGACUCAGCGAGCUAUUACAACUCCGUCGACGACCUACCUGGACAUGCUGUCGACGCUCGCGAGCGUCACGUUCGCACCGAGUCACAACGAGCUGCCGGCUGUCCCCAUAAACAUGUCUAAUUACAAAGAUGUUUGCGGCAGGAGGCUGUUCCCCGAGUCAAGGAUCGUCGGCGGCGACAGCAGCACCUUCGGCAAGUGGCCCUGGCAGAUCUCGCUGCGUCAAUGGCGGACCUCGACGUACCUGCACAAGUGCGGCGCGGCUCUGCUCAACGAGAACUGGGCCAUCACCGCCGCUCACUGCGUCCAAAGCGUGCUGCCGAGCGACCUGCUGCUGAGAAUCGGCGAGCACGACCUGGGCAACGAGGAGGAGCCGUACGGCUUCCAGGAGCGCCGAGUGCAGAUUGUCGCGUCGCACCCCAACUUCGACCCGCGCACGUUCGAGUUCGACCUGGCGCUCAUGAGAUUCUACGAGCCCGUGCUGCCCUUCCAGCCGAACGUGCUGCCCAUCUGCGUGCCCGACGACGACGAGGACUACGUCGGCCAGACUGCCUUCGUCACCGGCUGGGGAAGGCUCUACGAAGAUGGACCGCUGCCGUCGGUACUACAGGAGGUGGCAGUACCGGUGAUAAAUAACUCGUUGUGCGAGGGCAUGUACAGGAACGCCGGCUACAUCGAGCACAUACCCCACAUUUUCAUCUGUGCCGGCUGGCGGAAAGGCGGCUUCGACUCCUGCGAGGGCGACAGCGGAGGACCACUGGUAAUCCAGCGAAAGCGCGACAAGCGCUGGGUUCUAGCCGGAGUGAUCAGCUGGGGUAUUGGUUGUGCCGAGCCGAACCAGCCCGGAGUCUACACGAGGAUCUCCGAGUUCCGCGAGUGGAUCAACCAGAUCCUCCAGUUCUAAAGAUGUAUCAUAAUUGUUGUGUGGAGAACAUUGUGCGCGAGGUGCAACAGUGAUCCGCCCUAUGUGUAGGGCAAUUUGUAAAUACGACAAUUUUUUUUUUUUUUUUUUUUUUUUUACGUAGGUCUGUUAUCGAUUGUGCACGUAUGCCAAACUCUUAUUUAAUUAUUUCUUCGUCACGAGUGUUUCUGCUCUUACUCUGUACCCGUCGAGACUCUUUGCCCUAUCUCUAUUUGUAUUUUUUAUUUAUUCAUUAACGUAUUAUUAAUUGUAAUCUCGCACUCGGCGAAAUAAAAAAGAAACGUCGAGUCUGUACAAAAAAAAAUGACAUUAGCUUUAUCAUAACAAUAAAAGAAAUACAAAAAUGUUU
This is a messenger RNA of Phymastichus coffea, 3127 nucleotides long. RefSeq names its product serine proteinase stubble (gene Np). The transcript is spliced from 8 exons. NCBI's taxonomy places the organism in Eukaryota, Metazoa, Arthropoda, Insecta, Hymenoptera, Eulophidae. Gene Ontology annotation, molecular function: serine-type endopeptidase activity. The record is from RefSeq and is a predicted model, not a curated record. Gene Ontology annotation, biological process: proteolysis. The coding region runs from base 16 to 2760 and encodes 914 amino acids.